CCUUCUCACCGUCUAACCAUCUGAUCCCUGGUAGAAAUUCCCUCAUUGUUCCAAUCAUUUUAUGAAUUAAAACUCCCCUCGCCACUUUUUUCCCCGUGUUUUUCCUAGUCAAUCUUCUUUCCCAUCUGAUAAUUUUACGCUGGAACCAUCUUACUGAACCACGUUUUUGUUAGCAGGAGCGGUAGUACCGGUACCAAACCUAGCACGAGUAUUAGCAGGAAAACGAACAGUAGCGAUACCUACCCCGCUAUUAUCAUUUUCAGGGUCUUUUACCCCGCCAUCUCCAAGCCCACUACACCCUCCAAAAAGGCUAUUUCACCACCAAACAGCGGCGAUGACGAGACUUAACCUUGGAAAUAUCAACCCGCACAUCGUCGAGGCCAAGUAUGCCGUUCGUGGUGAACUCGCCGUCAAGUCCGAGGAAUACCGUGCUAGACUUAGGAAAGGCGACAAAAGUCUACCCUUUGACGAGGUAAUUAGCGCCAACAUCGGUAACCCGCAGCAGCUUGACCAGAAGCCCAUCACCUACUUCCGUCAAGUCUUGAGUUUACUCGAGAACCCGAAGCUAUUGGAACACAAGGAUAUCCUACUCAACUCUCUAGAUUACAAGACAGAUGUCAUAGAGCGAGCGCAAUGGCUAUUAGACCACGCGGGCAGCGUUGGAGCAUACAGCGCCAGCGCAGGUGUUCCCGUCAUCAAGGAGAGCAUUGCUAAGUUCCUUGAGAAACGAGAUGGCUUCCCUGCCGAUCCAGCACAUAUCUACUUGUCAGCUGGUGCCUCUUCCGGUGUCAACACUCUUUUACACAUCAUCUGCGCCUCUCCUAGCACUGGUGUACUCGUCCCUAUCCCUCAGUACCCGCUCUAUACCGCUUCGCUAUCCGUAUUGAACUCCACAUGCGUACCUUACUACCUCGAUGAGGCGGCUCACUGGGGCACAUCGGUUGCCACCAUCAAGGAGGCGUACAACAAAGCUAAGGGUGAUGGCAUUGACGUCCGUGCCAUUGUCAUCAUCAACCCUGGAAACCCUACAGGCGCCUCGCUAUCCGAGGAAGACGUCCGAAACGUCCUAGAGUUCGCUGCUGAGGAACGACUCGUAGUUAUGGCUGACGAAGUCUACCAGACUAAUGUGUUCAUUGGCAAGUUCCACAGCUUCCGACAGGUCCUUCUUACUCUACAGAAAGAACACCCUGGUAAAUACGACAACGUCGAGCUUGCAUCCCUGCACUCCAUCUCCAAGGGCAUGGUCGGCGAGUGCGGACAUCGUGGCGGCUACUUCGACCUCAUCGGCUUUACGCCCGAGGUUGAGGAGCAGAUUUACAAAUUCGUCUCCAUUACGCUGUGCGCACCUGUAAUUGGCCAAUGCCUUGUUGAGCUCAUGGUCAACCCACCCAAGCCCGGUGAGCCGUCCUAUGAGCUUUAUGACAAGGAAUACAACUUCAUCUUCAACAACCUUAAGACGCGCGCCUAUGCGCUUUACGAAGCCUUCAAGGAGAUGGAGGGCGUCGAAUGCGGCGAGCCUCAGGGUAGCAUGUACCUCUUCCCCACUAUCCGUGUACCUCCUAAGGCCGUCGAAGCUGCUAAGAAGGAAAACCGCAACCCCGAUGAGUUCUACUGCAUGCGUCUGCUUGAGGCUACUGGUGUGUGUGUCGUCCCCGGCAGCGGCUUUGGCCAGGCCGAGGGAACCCUGCACCUCCGAACUACGUUCUUAGCCCCUGGCACGGAAUGGGUUGUUAACAUUAAGAAGUUCCACAAGGAGUUUAUGGAUACCUACAGAUAAGAGAGAUAUUAUUCUAGAAUAAAAGAGGCUUGGGAAAUCCUACGAAAGAAGGAUAUUCGGGUUAGAUGGUUCGGUUCGAGAUAUACCUUAGAUGGCUGUCU
Messenger RNA from Annulohypoxylon maeteangense, 1878 nucleotides. RefSeq names its product PLP-dependent transferase. The coding region runs from base 335 to 1777 and encodes 480 amino acids. Gene Ontology annotation, biological process: biosynthetic process. The transcript has 2 exons. Gene Ontology annotation, molecular function: pyridoxal phosphate binding; L-alanine:2-oxoglutarate transaminase activity. Lineage: Eukaryota; Fungi; Ascomycota; Sordariomycetes; Xylariales; Hypoxylaceae. The record is from RefSeq and is a predicted model, not a curated record.